AUGGUCACCCGCGCCGAAGCAGAACAACUUCUGAAAUUCCUUGACAAAGAUAAUAGUGAUAUCUUUUGCGAAUCAGUUAGUCAAACAAUCUCUGAAAAUAUGGGUGUAGAUUACUUAUCUAUUCUUGAGAAGAAUUUUGACACAAUAGACAGAAACCAAAAUGGUUGGCUGAAUGAGAAGGAAAUUCGUGAUUGUCUGAUUUCGUUUGGAUUUGAUCCACACUAUACCGAGGAGUUUAUGAUGAAUUUUGAUACUAAUAAAGAUGGAAGAGUAACUAAAAAAGAAUUCCUUGAGGCUGCUAAGCAAAUGCGGGCUGGAAAGAUAACUGAAGCAGAAAUGCGUUCAGCAUUCAAAAAUGCGGACAAAAACAAAUCUGGCCGGAUCGAUAUUUAUGAGUUGAAGGACUUCUUAAAAUGUCGAAAGAAUGUUGUUCCUAUGGAAGUCUGUUCCAAAUGGAUAAUUCAGAAUGACAGAAAUGGUGAUGGAAAGUUGGAUUAUGAAGAGUUUCUGAGUUUUAUCCGGUCAAUGCUUUGA
Trichobilharzia regenti is the source of this 534-nucleotide messenger RNA. NCBI's taxonomy places the organism in Eukaryota, Metazoa, Platyhelminthes, Trematoda, Strigeidida, Schistosomatidae. The record is from the annotation of a GenBank genome assembly.